UUUUGCGCUGCCCACAUUCCCCAAGGCCACCCUACCCUAGUGGUGCCCGCGGUCGCCCUCCCAUGCUUGUCCUCUUCUCUCCGCCCGCUUGCUUUUGGUCACUCCAACACGGCCAGCUUAGCUUCCGCUUGAGCCCAAGCAAAAGGGAAAGAAAGGAAGGAUGAAAUGGCAGACACACUGCCUACUGCCAGUAUUUUACUGCACCUGAGUACUACUACUACUACCUGACUCCUGAGUGAAGGGGGCACCUGCACUUCGUUGUGGAGCGGCCGAGUUCUUGUUCAGGGUGAGCGAGCGUAGUGGAUUUGUCUGCCUGCUGUUUCUCAGCGUUCUUCUUCGCUGCUGCGAUUGAGCUGGUGGCAUCUUCUUCUUCAUCUCGCUGAGAGAGAUUCCAGGUCGACGAACAGGGGUUACAUCUUGUGCUGCGGAGGGCAAAGAUGCGGUUCUGACGGAUCACCUCGACCACUUUUCAGACCUCAAAGGAUGAAGAUGUUCUGCGCGUGACCGGGCGUCAACCAAACAGGGCGGUUGCGCUCGCUGCACACCCAGUGUUCGUGGAAAAGCCGCAAAGGCGCGGGCUGCAGCUCGCAACCGCCGCCAUGAGAGAUCUCGCGUCCUGCCUCAGCCAAACCGGCGUUCAAGUCGCCCACCCCUCCUCCUCAAGUGCCCAGAGCAUGGUGCAGUGCGCCUACCUCGCCCGCCUGCGCGGCAAAUCCUGCAGGGUCACCGUCACCUGGAGCAAGGCGGCCAUGGGGCAGGCUCUGGCCAUCGCCGUCCACGAUUCCUCGGGCCGUUGCCUCUGCAAGACAGAGAUAAAGCCAUGGCUCUUCUCCAAGAGGAAAGGCUCCAAGGCCGUGGAGGUGGACGGCGGCGCCCUGGACAUCCUCUGGGACCUGUCCUCGGCCAAAUUCGCUGCUGGGCCGGAGCCGCUCCAAGGAUACUAUGUUGCUCUCAUCUUUGAUCUCGAGGCUGUCCUUGUGCUCGGGGACAUGCCCAGGGUGGGGGGUCACAAGGCGUCUUCAGAUGCUUUACCUUGUGAUGCAGCCAUGAUAGCCAGGAAGGAGCACACGUACGGGAAGAAGGUGUACUGCACAAAGGCUCGGUUUUCGGACAUUGGUCAGCAUCAUCAUAUCACCAUAGAAUGUGACACGUCAGGGACGAAGGAUCCAAGCCUGGAGAUCAGGAUUGGGAAGAAGAGAGUGCUUCAGGUAAAGAGGCUUGCAUGGAAGUUCAGAGGAAAUCAGACGUUCUAUGUUGAUGGCCUACCCGUGGAGGUGCUCUGGGAUGUGCACGAUUGGCUAUUUGGUUCGUCGAAUGGAUGCGCUGUGUUCUUGUUUCAGUCAGGCCGAUCCAUGGAGAAAUUUUUGUCAAGGCCAUCCUCACAGGAUGAAAAGGAGCGUCAAGUGCAUCGGUUUGGUUUUACUUUGAUACUUCAUGCAUGGAAGGUUUAGUAGCAAAAGCAGCGCGAUGGCAGAUUUCUUCGGUUACUCCACAUCGGAUGAACGAAUCCUAACAGUAGAAUACAGGAUCUAGCAAGCCUAACAAAACCUUUUGCGAGUUUUCAUGUUUCUUAGUUGUUUGUUCUAGUUCUAGUGGUGGUUAGCAAGUUGAGUUUUGAUCUAUCCAUAUGAUUUGGCAAUGUCAAUGAGUGGUGGAAUGUUCAGCUGAUUCUAGUACUCCA
Messenger RNA from Triticum aestivum (bread wheat), 1681 nucleotides. RefSeq lists its product as uncharacterized. The record is from RefSeq and is a predicted model, not a curated record. Lineage: Eukaryota; Viridiplantae; Streptophyta; Magnoliopsida; Poales; Poaceae. The transcript is spliced from 2 exons. The coding region runs from base 600 to 1451 and encodes 283 amino acids.